Maudiozyma saulgeensis is the source of this 993-nucleotide messenger RNA. NCBI's taxonomy places the organism in Eukaryota, Fungi, Ascomycota, Saccharomycetes, Saccharomycetales, Saccharomycetaceae. The record is from the annotation of a GenBank genome assembly.
AUGAAUUUUAGUGCUGAAUUAGAAACACAACAAAUCCCAAGUGGUUUAUGGUCAUGGUACCUGUCAAACCUUAAAGAAGGUACUUUUGAACAAAUCGUUGGUAAUGAACAUAGAUUGAACAGAAUUAAAAAAGAAAACACUCUAUCAGCUGUCAAUGUCAUCAUAUCGGUUCCUGAAAAUUUAGUGUCGCCUGAUACAGUUAAUAUUCUAACAGAAAGUUUUGAAAAAUAUAUCCCAGAUAAUAUUGUUAUUGAUCUGAAUGAAAUUACUACUACAAAUGAACAUUUAUACUUUAUUCGAGAUACUUAUAAUAAAUUUGUCUAUAAAUUUAGAUUAGAGUCUAUAAAGAUCGAUAUAUUACCCUUACUAAAACCAUCGCAAUUGCAAUUGAACUCACAACAACCAUCACCGCCCAUAUCUGAUGAAAGUGAUAAUAGUCACAUUGCAAUGGAAAAUAAUACAGAAAGGAUCAUAGACGACAUAAAAAAUGAAAUGAUAGCGGUCAGUGAAAAUUCUGAUUACUCUGAAGAUACAGAGGAUGAAGACAGUGGUGCAAUAAUUUUAAAUUUCACUAGGAAGAGUCGAUCUGGUUCAAGGCCAAAUUUUGAUAGAGAUGACCUUUUCACUCCAGUAGAAAGUGAGGUUAUAUCGAUUAGCAGUUUGGAAAAUAGUACCACAAUGGAAACAGACUUGAGUAGAUUAGAAGAAUGCAUAUCCUUGAGAAGAAUCGCUGCAAAUAACGGUAGUUCAAUACUUGACAAGGUAAUAAGUACAAAUGAUAUUGACUUAAAACUAGUUGGCGCAGUUUGUAGAGAUGGUAGGGAACUAGAUUCCUUUUCCACCGCUAUUCGUCAAGGUCUUGGUGAGGACUGGGUACUCUAUGAUAAUGACUUUCAUCUUAAUAAUCUGGAGUAUUGUUCAAUGGAAGAAGUCCUCUAUGGGGAUAGAGAAGUGACAACACUAAUCUUCACAAUAAAUCCAACGUUAGGUUAG